AUGAAGAUAUCAUCAACUGGAUGCGUUUUUCUCCUUAUUAUCGUCACUAUUUCCAUUGUUUUGAGUGCACCACCACCACCAGGUGGAGAAGUUGAGGACGAAACGGAGUUUAGCUACGAGACGCUAGGAAAGAAGGGGCCAGCGAAAAGGGGAACACUAAAGGAAGACUGGAAAAUGUGUGGAACAGGAAAAAUGCAAUCUCCGAUCGAUAUUAGGGACAAAAAUGUCGUAGUUACUUAUAAACUUGGAUCUCUUCGUAGCCAUUAUUUACCUUCCAAUACCACCAUGAAGAACAGAGGCCAUGAUAUCAUGUUGAAAUUUAAAGGAGGAAAUCAAGGUUUUGGUAUCAUUAUCGGUAAUACUAAAUAUAAACUUCAACAGCUUCACUGGCACUCUCCUUCCGAACACACAAUCAAUGGCAAAAGGUUUGCACUUGAGGCACACUUGGUUCAUGAGAGCAAAAAUGGAAAGUACGCUGUUGUCGCUUUCUUAUACAAUGUAGGAGCACCUGACGCUUUUCUCCUUUCGUUGGAUAGACAUUUGAAGAGGAUAACUGAUACACAUGAGGGCGAGGCAAAUGUCGGAAGUAUUGAUCCCAAAAAAAUCAGUUUUGAAUCGAAACAAUAUUAUAGAUAUUCGGGAUCACUUACAGCUCCUCCCUGUUCUGAAAAUGUUCUUUGGUCUAUUUCCAGACAGAUUAGAACCGUGACAAGUCAGCAAGUGAAGCUUCUCCGCGUGGCUGUACACGAUGCUUCAAAUACGAAUGCGAGACCACUUCAACCAAUCAAUAAGCGUGUGGUGUACUUACAAACCAAAAUGAAGAAAUAG
This is a messenger RNA of Eutrema salsugineum, 828 nucleotides long. RefSeq names its product alpha carbonic anhydrase 8. The record is from RefSeq and is a predicted model, not a curated record. The coding region runs from base 1 to 828 and encodes 275 amino acids. Gene Ontology annotation, molecular function: carbonate dehydratase activity; zinc ion binding. Lineage: Eukaryota; Viridiplantae; Streptophyta; Magnoliopsida; Brassicales; Brassicaceae. The transcript has 7 exons.